Molecule: messenger RNA, 5335 nt
Organism: Cavia porcellus (domestic guinea pig)
Lineage: Eukaryota; Metazoa; Chordata; Mammalia; Rodentia; Caviidae
Gene: Klhl6
Product: kelch like family member 6
Exons: 7
Coding region: 97-1959 (620 amino acids)
Biological process (GO): germinal center formation; B cell receptor signaling pathway
Molecular function (GO): protein binding
Source: RefSeq, a predicted model, not a curated record
AGCGGGUGAUAAGUGAGAGGGCCCUGACAGGAAAUCCUCUCAGCUUCUGCAAUGUGACCUGCCCAAGACUCGAGAGCUCCUUCAGUCUGGGAGUUGAUGGCAGGACAAAGAGGCGCCUGGACCAUGGACGAGGGCGUGGUAGAGAAGAGUUUGGAAGGGCCCCUGGCACCCGCCACGGAGGAGCCCCCCCAGAAGAGGGGAGACAUGGUGGAAAUCUUAAAUGAGGAGAAGGUGAAAUUCGAUGAUGCGGAACUCUCCUUGAUUCUUCAGAAUGGCCUGGAGACCCUCCGAGUGGAAAAUGCGCUGACAGAUGUCACUCUGUGUGUGGACAUCCAGGAAUUCUCCUGCCACCGCGUGGUGCUUGCCGCGGCCAGCAACUAUUUCAGGGCCAUGUUCUGCAAUGACCUAAAGGAAAAGUAUGAGAAGAGGAUCGUUAUUAAAGGGGUGGACGCCGAGACCAUGCACACUCUGCUGGACUACACGUACACCAGCAAGGCGCUCAUCACCAAGCAGAACGUGCAGCGUGUCCUGGAAGCUGCCAACCUCUUUCAGUUCCUGCGGAUGGUGGACGCAUGUGCCAGCUUCCUCACGGAAGCCUUGAACCCGGAAAACUGCGUGGGCAUCCUCAGGCUGGCGGACACGCACUCCCUGGACUCCCUCAAGAAGCAGGUUCAGAGCUACAUCAUUCAGAACUUUGUGCAGAUCCUGAACUCUGAGGAGUUCCUCGAGCUGCCCGUGGACACCCUCUACCACAUCCUGAAGAGUGAUGACCUGUAUGUGACGGAGGAGGCUCAGGUGUUCGAGACAGUGAUGAGCUGGGUGAGGCACAGACAGUCGGAACGGCUCUGCCUGCUCCCCUGCGUCCUGGAGAACGUGCGCCUGCCGCUGCUGGACCAGUGGUACUUUGUGGACACGGUGGAGGCUGAUCCUCUCAUCAGGCAGUGCCCCGAGGUCUUCUCGCUGCUCCAGGAAGCCAGGCUGUACCACCUUUCUGGCAAUGAGAUCAUUUCAGAGCGCACCAAGCCCAGGAUGCACGAGUUCCAGUCCGAGGUGUUCAUGAUCAUCGGCGGCUGCACUAAGGACGAACGAUUUGUGGCAGAGGUAACCUGCCUGGACCCCCUGCGGCGCAGCCGCCUGGAGGUGGCCAAGCUCCCCCUGACCGAGCAUGAGCUGGACAGUGAGAAUAAGAAGUGGGUGGAGUUUGCAUGCGUGACAUUAAAAAAUGAGGUCUACAUCUCAGGUGGCAAAGAAACCCAGCACGAUGUGUGGAAAUACAAUUCUUCGAUUAACAAGUGGAUUCAGAUCGAAUAUCUGAACAUAGGCCGCUGGAGGCACAAGAUGGUGGUGCUGGGGGGCAAGGUCUACGUCAUCGGGGGGUUUGACGGCAUGCAGAGGAUCAACAACGUGGAGACCUACGACCCCUUCCACAACUGCUGGUCGGAGGUUGCUCCCCUCCUCGUCCAUGUCAGUUCGUUCGCGGCCACCAGUCACAAGAAGAAGCUCUACGUGAUAGGGGGUGGGCCCAACGGGAAGCUGGCCACAGACAAGACGCAGUGCUACGAUCCUCUGACAAAUAAGUGGACUUUGAAGUCGCCCAUGCCAGUGGAGGCAAAAUGCAUCAAUGCAGUGAGCUUCCGGGACCGCAUCUAUGUUGUUGGCGGGGCCAUGAGGGCGCUGUACGCCUACAGCCCCCUCGAGGACAGCUGGAGCCUCGUGACCCAGCUCAGCCACGAGCGUGCCAGCUGCGGCAUCGCGCCCUGCAACAACCGCCUGUACAUCACUGGCGGGCGGGACGAGAAGAAUGAGGUCAUUGCCACGGUGCUGUGCUGGGACCCCGAGAGCCAGAAGCUGACGGAGGAGUGUGUCCUCCCCCGGGGUGUGUCGCAUCACGGCAGUGUCACCAUCAGGAAGUCGUACACACACAUCCGGAGGAUCGUGCCAGGAGCAGUGUCUGUGUGACAGCCAAGGCACCCGGAGGGGAACCCCACGCACUGUAUCUUGUGUUGUGUCCUGUUGUGUCGGAGCUGCCUGCCCUGAGGUCACAGCUCUGGGACCCUUGAGAGCAGCCAGGAGUGUGUGCUCACCUACCUCACGAGGGAGAGCAUGGAGAUGAGUAUGGAUGACAUCCAGGACGCACCUGCUCAUGCCAGGUCCCAUGCUUGGCAUGUUCUUACAUCCCUUUAUUCAACCCCAGUGACCAUCUGGUCCUGACACAGUCACUCCUGACUGCAGAUGGGAAGUAGAGUAUGGGGAGGCUACGUGACUCUCCAGCAGGUGCCAAGCCAGAGGUCCCCAUCCGGGUCUUCCCCUUACGGUCAGCAUCCUGCCUUCCAUACUGCCCAGCUCGGAGCUGGAAAACCAAAACCCAAGCCCAAAGCCAGCUCAGGUCUUACUCUUUAAGACUGCAAGGCAUGACGGUGUUUCUUCUUCCCUCCUUUCUUUUACCCCUGUUUGUAAACUGUAUGCAAUCCAUAGUGUCAGCCUUCAGGCUCCCCACCUAGGACACCUCAUAGAGUCGUCCUUGGCAGGUCCACACGGACAGUUCUGGAAGAGAUGAAAGAUUCUUGUUCUGCUCUCUGCCUUUUCUGAUCACAGAAUGGCCUGCUUUGAACUGGAUCAGUCCUUACCAGACAAAAAAUCACCUUCACCACAGCCUGGGGCCCUGGUCUCCUUAGGUCCAGCUGUUGUUCUGUGUUAUAGAAUCAAGAUUUCCAGAGGCCUCAGCUGCUGUUUUCUGAAGAAUGCAGACAUCUGCACAGUGCCGGCCACUGCAGGAAUACAGAUUCUUCUUGACAGUAUUUUUUCUGUCUUUUAGACAAUGACUUGGGUCUGUGUUUCUGGCACAGACCAGAACCUCCUAGAACCUUUGUUUUCAGGAUCUUUUGAAGCUCUUCUCCUUGGGUUUUGGAUCAGUGUGGCUUGAUUUUGAUCCAAAGGACAGAGUCUGCCCUUCACCCUUGAAGAGAAGGGCUUUCUCGUGAGCUCACUGGAAACGCAUUCUAACCCCUGGUGGGGAAACUGGGUAAGAGAUCUUGUUUCGUGUGCUGUAGUUGAAAACAUAGCAAUGGCAUUAUUGAAGGUACUUUAUUUUUGUCAUAUGAUUUCAGUUCUCUUUUUAGAGCUCUAUUCAUGCCACAAGGGCGUGUAUUUUGCAUGUACUUCUCAACAGUUCGGCAAGCCAUGAGGGAUGUUAGGGGUGAUCUCAGACUUAGUUUUCAUUGAAAAAAUUAGGAUCAGAAGGACCUGAUGUUUGAAACAGAUUUUUUAAAAACUUGGAAAAUGACGGUUUAUGUCUGGAUAAAUACAAAUGUGUGUUAAUGUGUCAUAGUCUUAACAUCGGUGGAACAGGUCAGUUCCCUGCUGUGGAAAUGAAGCUGUGACAAUAAAAAUGCAUUUGUAAACAUUCAGAACACCUUGUGCCUUGCACACAAGCAGUGAGAACUAAUAAGCUCUGAAAUGCCCUCACUGAAACAAUUUAAUUCAGUUUAAUCUGGCAAUUUCAUCUCAUUCGAUUCCUGUAUGUCAAACUGUGGGGAUAGAGACAAACACCAAAUUCUCAUGUAGGGACACUCAGUAAAUGGGUAUGGAGGCCACCAGUCAGUGUUCUAGUUUUUUUCUUCAGCAUACACAUAGUUGCAGUGAGAUGCAUAGGAAUUUAGGCUCUGUCCAAGCCCCGAGUGCCUGGGGGCGGGGGCGGGCAGUCUCCUCUGAAAGCAGUGUUCCUAGGUCAGUCAGGCGCAGACGCUUCCACCUGUGUCUCUUUGGGAUCCUUUUUGGGAGCUAUUGUGAGUCACAGGAAAAAUCAGUCUUAGUCCAAAGGCUAUUUCAGGAAAGAGCUUCCAAAGAAGAAAGCCAGGGAUGACAUUACCGGCCUAGAUGAAGAACCUUCACUCAGAAAGAGAGCCUUUCCUCUCUGGAAGGGGAUGGGUGUCUCUUGGUAAGAACAGCAAAUUCUGAUCUCCAUGGAAUACCAGGAAGAUGAGGAUUUAGGAUCUCUGGGUUGUAAACCUGGUUCUAAAUGCACUUCUCAGGUUUCAGGAUUAGCUCAGAAUACCUAAGUACAGAGGAAGGGCUCUGAAGUUUAUGCCACCAGAUAAGCAGGUGAAUUGUGUUAAAACCACAGGUGCCCACACCCAAUAAAUGGGAGCCUCAUGACCUGGAAGAGGGCAGAUAGUCCUAUACAGAAGAUACAGAGUUCUGUAUUCAAAGCUGCCAGUCUGUAGCUUUCAGGAAAGGGGGAAAAAAGUUACUGAAGUCAUUUUGAGGCAAGUUUGUUAGGUAUUGUCAUCAGGGGUCAAUCUUCUAGGCCUUAGGGUGAGAGCUCUUAGAAGUCUAAUUUCCGUUCCCAAAUCAUCAUCAUGAUGGUUUUCCCAAACUGCACCUGUUCUAAUUCACCCCACAGGUGUGGGGAGAGCCCUGGUGGGACUAACCCAGCGAUAAGGAUCCCUAGGCGCCCUGACAGCAGGCUGUGUGCUGGGCAGGCCCGUGAGUGGACAGAACACCCUUGGCCAACGAGGAGAGGAAGAGGUCAGAGGAGGACAUGGCGAUCACUUCUGGGAUGAGGGCCUGAAAAUUGUUAUCACGGGACCUGGAGUUUGUGAGCAGGACUCUUGUCCCAUACAGGAGAAUAGGAAAGAAGGAACCUUUUCCUUAAGGUGCAGGCACCAGUUAGAGCAGCACCAGCAGGUGGGCCAGUUUUCCUUGGGGCCUCUGAGCGGCCCAGCUGGGUCUCCUCUCCUCAUGGACCCAGAGACAACAAGGCUGAGUCUCUGAUGGGGCCAAGGACUCCAGUUACCAAGGCUGGUAUCAAAUGGGCAGUUAGGCUCACCAAAAUACCAACAGAUACAUGUUCUCUUCCUAGCUUUCAUGCACUCUGGUCUCAGUGCCUUCAGGACACACACACACACACACACACACACACACACACACACACACACACACACACACACACACACUCAGUGUCCUGGAGCUCAAAGCAAACCACGCUCUAAGGGAAUACAAUUUUCAUUGUGAAAGUAGAGCUUUGCUAUUUAUAAAUGUCCUGAGUUGUUAUUGUUUAAUUAUCCUGGUUGAUUUUUAAAAGUGAAAAUACUCCACGGAAUCUUUACGAUAAGUAGAUGCUACUGUAUUUUUUUUUAUACAAAGCCCUAAGUUUUUCCACGUAGUAUUAGAUAUCAUAAUUUGAAGAUGGUGAAGGAAAGACCUUCACGGGAAUCUACAUAUGUCUCUAAGCAUCUUGAUUACAUGAGUUUAUAUGUUUUUAAGUGCUCAAAGAAAGGAUAUCAUUUAUAAGUUUAAAAAGCUUUUAUUUAUUCAAUAAAAUAUCUGAAAUGGA